This is a messenger RNA of Stomoxys calcitrans (stable fly), 573 nucleotides long. RefSeq names its product large ribosomal subunit protein eL28 (gene RpL28). The transcript is spliced from 4 exons. The record is from RefSeq and is a predicted model, not a curated record. Lineage: Eukaryota; Metazoa; Arthropoda; Insecta; Diptera; Muscidae. Bases 105 to 518 code for a protein of 137 amino acids. Gene Ontology annotation, cellular component: cytosolic large ribosomal subunit; ribosome. Gene Ontology annotation, biological process: translation. Gene Ontology annotation, molecular function: structural constituent of ribosome.
UGCUUAGAGCUGACAAUAUUGAGAAUACAUACACUUUGUAUUUUCACAAGUCCAAAAAUCCAAGCCAUGCCUCCGGAAUUCACCAAAAAAUGCAAUGACUUGAGAUGGCCUCUUCGUCGCACCUCAACUGGUUAAUCAUCCGCAACAACAAUGCUUUCUUGUUAAAGAAACGCGAUAUUAAGAAACCAUUCAGCACUGAAGCCAACAACUUGACCAAUGUCAGCUCAUACCGCUACAGUGGCAUCGUGCACAAGAAGACACUCGGCGUUGUACCAGCUGCCGAUAAAAAGGGCUUCACAGUCGUCAUGAAGAAGGGCAAAUAUGUGCAACGUCCCGCCAAAAGCACCGUCAAAGUCAACAUGAAGGCUGGUCCCAGAAGGUCUUUGAAGAAGUUGAGAAAUCUCUUGACCGAUAACAAAUACCGCAAGGAUUUGACUCAAGCUGCUUUGCGUCGUGCUUCCGCUGUGAUGCGUUCCCAAAAGGCUCCUCAAGUCAAAAAAGCCAAGAAACCAGAAUAAACAAAAAAUAUAGGCUUUUAAGAGAACGUUUUUAAAUAUACACCCCUAGAAACAA